Molecule: messenger RNA, 1303 nt
Organism: Hypomesus transpacificus
Lineage: Eukaryota; Metazoa; Chordata; Actinopteri; Osmeriformes; Osmeridae
Exons: 3
Coding region: 346-1047 (233 amino acids)
Source: RefSeq, a predicted model, not a curated record
AGAGCUGUCUCAUUAGACACCUGUCUAGUAAGACAUCAAGGAUUAAGACAGCUGUCUUAAGUUUUCGAACACAGCCCAACAGUCGGGUCAGUGUGGGCCAGCAGUUUGUGUUUGUUGGUCAUUGUCGGGUACUGUCGGGAGAGUUCAACAUGUUCAGUCGGGUCGGGUGAAGUUGUUGAAUGUCUGACCAAUGUGGAGGGAUUUCCAACGAACUCCAACAUUCUGACAGCUCGUUACCUAGUUACAACUAGGUUUACUCGCAUGCAUAACAUCCUCGAGCUCUCUUUGAUGUUGAUUUUAACUGUUUACUCACUUCGUAAUUUUAACUGAUUUUAAAAUCUGAAAAUGGCUGGUUUCUGGACCCAAGAACGGGAAGAUGUACUCCUGGAGUUAUGGGAAGAGAGAAACAAUCUAUACGACGUUAGGAGUCAGGCAUACUCCAACCGAGAUAGCAAAAGUGCCGCAAUACGAAACAUUGCAGAAAAAUUGGAGACUACUGAAAAUGCAGUCAAAGCAAAGAUGGAGUCGAUGAGAACACAGUACAGUCGCUACCUAAAGGCCAAGCCAUCGGGAACGCUUCAUCGGCCACUACAUAAUACGGAUACAUUAACUGCAACCGACGAUGCACCAUCAGAAGGGAUUGAGGUUGAAGAUAGCUCUAUGACCGCUAUCACCAUCAGCUCAGAAGACCCUGAUGUGACGGCAGUUGAUGGGGGAGAGGAGGAAACUGCCAGUGUUUCUUAUUUCACCCCCCCACUUUCUACACCUCGACGUAAGAGGAAGUCUCCAGACGCUCAGGCUCAAGACAGAGACUUACAAAUGCUUGAGGCUAUCAAUUGUACACUGCGCUCUCUCACUGAGAGUACAGCUGUGAAGCAACAACAAGACCACAUUACAUCUUACUGUCAAUACCUGGAACAUGAGUUAAGAGCAAUGGAACAACUAGAUCCACAGUAUUUUCGAUUUGUGCAAUGUGAAAUAGGUCGGCUUAUCUAUAACCCUAAUUCACCCAACCAUCCAUAUGGACCUUCCGAACGCCAAUUGUGAAUGUGUGUGUUUGUGAAGGAGUGCAUUCAGCUCUCUCCCUCUCUUCCUCCAUAUUCUCUUCUCUGCCCCGCUCUUAUCUGUCUCUCUCUCUUCCCCUCUCUCUCUCUGGCUUAAUUAUUUAUUAUUAGUGCUGUCAGUUAAACGCGUUAUUAACGGCGUUAACGCAAACCCAAAUUAACGGCGUACAUUUAUUUAUCGCGCGAUUAACGCUCUUUUUGACCGAGCAAACUUUGUCGUUUUUUUCACAUUCUGUUGC